AUGUGCGCCUUCAUUGUGUGGCUAAUGAAGGCCACCGUCCUUCCUGAAGCCACGCCUUCGGUUCUCAGCCAGGUGGCUUUCCAAGCGCUCAUCCCCUGCUUCAUGAUGACCAAAGUCGCCUCUACUCUCUCCGUGCAGCCUCUCUCAUCGCUCGCUUUCCUGCCUCUCCUCGCGGUCUUUCAGAUCCUGUGUGGAAUAGCGCUAGGCAAGCUGGCCUGCACCAUAGCCUACCGCCGUCCCUCCUCGCUCUCCUUGCUCCCCUCCCCUCCUUCCGCCCGCCACAUCGCCUUCUCCGUCGCCCACAGCCUCGGCCUCUCCCCCUCUGCUGCCGCCCUCCUCUCAGGCCUCCCCCUUCCGAAUCGGGACGGGGGAGAUGAGGGGACGGCAGGCGGCGAGAAGGUGGUGCCUGGGCGGGGAGUUUUGUCUGCACCUGGGAUGGUCGGGGCGGCGGAGCGGGCGGCGGGGAGGAAGGAGUCGGUGGUGAUGGCGGCAUGUGCGUUUGGGAACUCGCUCACUCUGCCUCUUGUGUUUCUGGCAACGCUGCUGACUCGCGCUGAUGCUGACAGGGCUGCUGGGUACUUGGCACUCUUCAUGGUUGGUGGAUCGACCGCCUUCUGGACCCUGGGUUACAGCAUGUUCAGAGGGGGGAGCAACAGGCAGGAAGAGGGUGACGAGGACGGGGCAGAGGGGAGUGCAGCAGCAGCAACAGCGGUGGGAGUGACGGGGUUUGAGAGUGCUGCCAGUCGUGUGAUGGAGAUGGCCAAGAAAGUGCUCAACCCGCCUAUUUAUGGGGUGCUAGCAGGUCUGCUAAUAGGAGCCACGCCACUCGGUCACUUCUUCCUCCCCGCCUCCUCCUCCACUGAUGCUGUUGCUGCCUCCUCCCUCCCAGCCGCUGCCUCAGCGUGGCUCUUCAGCCCUGCCACUGCCGGCAUUCUACACGGCCUCAUGGAGGCAGCAGCCAUUCUCGGGUCAGCCUGUGUGGCCGUGCAAACAGUAGUGCUCGCCUCUUCGCUCGCCUCCUCCAUCCCCUCCCGCAUCUCCCUCUCCUGGCUCAAACCCUCCUCCUCCUCCCCUCUGCCAGCCGGUUCCAGCCCGAACAUGAAAGUAAUAAGGGUGGAGCCACUCCCCUCUGCUGCUGUCGCUGCACCUGGUGCCAGCGCUGCUGCUGAUUCUGCUGCCGCUGCUGGGAUUGGAGUAGGUGCGGGUGGCAGUGGUGGGGAUGACAGCACUGCUAGUGAAGCAGCAGCUGGCAGCCUUUCUGCUUCUUCUGCUUCUGCUGCUGCUUCUCCCUCCUCCGCUGCUGCCCUGCCCUCCUUGCAAGAUGAUAGGGCGCUCUGGGUGGUGUGUGCUGUGCGCCUGUUGCUGCUGCCCAUGCUUGGGACUGUCACAGUCACGGUGAGGCAUGGUGGUCUCUUCUGCCCUCACUUCUUCCUCCCUCUCUCUUCCUCCCCCUCUGCUCCGCUCCGUCCCUUUCCACACUCUCUUCUUCCUGCUCACUUCCACCCCUCUCCUUUAAUAUCUCCUCUUUCUGCCCUCCGCUCUCCGCGGUCCCAUCAUCCACCAUCCCUUGCCCCACAGGCACUCUACAACGCCAAGUUAAUUCCACAAGACCUCAUCUUGUCUCAUUGUUUGUGUUGGUCUCCCUCCCUCACCCCCUUCGUGAUUUAUUCAGACCGCCAUGCCAUCGGCACAGAAUCUCGUGCUCAUGGCACAGCUCAGCCCGGCCACGAAGCCUCUCGCAGGAAUGCUUGCCUCCUUGAUGCUGCGACAGGUGGGUGUGCGUGUGAGGAACGAGGAGGGGGGACAGCGGUGGGGGAUAUGGGAUGGUGGGCGUUGUGUGAAUGGGUGCUCAUGGCGCAGCUCAGCCCCGCCACCAAGCCUCUCGCAGGAAUGCUGGCCUCCCUGAUGCUGCGACAGGGGGUGUGGGAUGGGCGGGUGCAGGGGGUGUGGGAUGGGCGGGUGCAGGGGGUGUGGGAUGGGCGGGUGCAGGGGGGUGUGGGAUGGGCGGGUGCAGGGGUGUGGGAUGGGCGGGUGCAGGGGGUGUGGGAUGGGCGGGUGCAGGGGGUGUGGGAUGGGCGGGUGCAGGGGUGUGGGAUGGGCGGGUGCAGGGGGUGUGGGAUGGGCGGGUGCAGGGGGUGUGGGAUGGGCGGGUGCAGGGGGUGUGGGAUGGGCGGGUGCAGGGGGUGUGGGAUGGGCGGGUGCAGGGGGUGUGGAUGGGCGGGUGCAGGGGGUGUGGGAUGGGCGGGUGCAGGGGGUGUGGGAUGGGCGGGUGCAGGGGGUGUGGGAUGGGCGGGUGCAGGGGGUGUGGGAUGGGCGGGUGCAGGGGGUGUGGGAUGGGCGGGUGCAGGGGGUGUGGGAUGGGCGGGUGCAGGGGGUGUGGGAUGGGCGGGUGCAGGGGGUGUGGGAUGGGCGGGUGCAGGGGGUGUGGGAUGGGCGGGUGCAGGGGGUGUGGGAUGGGCGGGUGCAGGGGGUGUGGGAUGGGCGGGUGCAGGGGGUGUGGGAUGGGCGGGUGCAGGGGGUGUGGGAUGGGCGGGUGCAGGGGGUGUGGGAUGGGCGGGUGCAGGGGGUGUGGGAUGGGCGGGUGCAGGGGGUGUGGGAUGGGCGGGUGCAGGGGGUGUGGGAUGGGCGGGUGCAGGGGUGUGGGAUGGGCGGGUGCAGGGGGUGUGGGAUGGGCGGGUGCAGGGGGUGUGGGAUGGGCGGGUGCAGGGGGUGUGGGAUGGGCGGGUGCAGGGGGUGUGGGAUGGGCGGGUGCAGGGGGUGUGGGAUGGGCGGGUGCAGGGGGUGUGGGAUGGGCGGGUGCAGGGGGUGUGGGAUGGGCGGGUGCAGGGGGUGUGGGAUGGGCGGGUGCAGGGGGUGUGGGAUGGGCGGGUGCAGGGGGUGUGGGAUGGGCGGGUGCAGGGGGUGUGGGAUGGGCGGGUGCAGGGGGUGUGGGAUGGGCGGGUGCAGGGGGUGUGGGAUGGGCGGGUGCAGGGGGUGUGGGAUGGGCGGGUGCAGGGGGUGUGGGAUGGGCGGGUGCAGGGGGUGUGGGAUGGGCGGGUGCAGGGGGUGUGGGAUGGGCGGGUGCAGGGGGUGUGGGAUGGGCGGGUGCAGGGGGUGUGGGAUGGGCGGGUGCAGGGGGUGGGAUGGGCGGGUGCAGGGGGUGUGGGAUGGGCGGGUGCAGGGGGUGUGGGAUGGGCGGGUGCAGGGGGGGGUGUGGGAUGGGCGGGUGCAGGGGGUGUGGGAUGGGCGGGUGCAGGGGGUGUGGGAUGGGCGGGUGCAGGGGGUGUGGGAUGGGCGGGUGCAGGGGGUGUGGGAUGGGCGGGUGCAGGGGGUGGGAUGGGCGGGUGCAGGGGUGUGGGAUGGGCGGGUGCAGGGGGUGUGGGAUGGGCGGGUGCAGGGGGUGUGGGAUGGGCGGGUGCAGGGGGUGUGGGAUGGGCGGGUGCAGGGGGUGUGGGAUGGGCGGGUGCAGGGGUGUGGGAUGGGCGGGUGCAGGGGGUGUGGGAUGGGCGGGUGCAGGGGGUGUGGGAUGGGCGGGUGCAGGGGGUGUGGGAUGGGCGGGUGCAGGGGGUGUGGGAUGGGCGGGUGCAGGGGGUGUGGGAUGGGCGGGUGCAGGGGUGUGGGAUGGGCGGGUGCAGGGGGUGUGGGAUGGGCGGGUGCAGGGGGUGUGGGAUGGGCGGGUGCAGGGGGUGUGGGAUGGGCGGGUGCAGGGGGUGUGGGAUGGGCGGGUGCAGGGGGUGUGGGAUGGGCGGGUGCAGGGGGUGUGGGAUGGGCGGGUGCAGGGGUGUGGGAUGGGCGGGUGCAGGGGUGUGGGAUGGGCGGGUGCAGGGGGUGUGGGAUGGGCGGGUGCAGGGGGUGUGGGAUGGGCGGGUGCAGGGGGUGUGGGAUGGGCGGGUGCAGGGGGUGUGGGAUGGGCGGGUGCAGGGGGUGUGGGAUGGGCGGGUGCAGGGGGUGUGGGAUGGGCGGGUGCAGGGGGUGUGGGAUGGGCGGGUGCAGGGGGUGUGGGAUGGGCGGGGUGCAGGGGGUGUGGGAUGGCGCGGUGCAGGGGGUGUGGGAUGGGCGGGUGCAGGGGGUGUGGGAUGGGCGGGUGCAGGGGGUGUGGGAUGGGCGGGUGCAGGGGGUGUGGGAUGGGCGGGUGCAGGGGGUGUGGGAUGGGCGGGGUGCAGGGGGUGUGGAUGGGCGGGUGCAGGGGGUGUGGGAUGGGCGGGUGCAGGGGGUGUGGGAUGGGCGGGUGCAGGGGGUGUGGGAUGGGCGGGUGCAGGGGGUGUGGGAUGGGCGGGUGCAGGGGGUGUGGGAUGGGCGGGUGCAGGGGGUGUGGGAUGGGCGGGUGCAGGGGGUGUGGGAUGGGCGGGUGCAGGGGGUGUGGGAUGGGCGGGUGCAGGGGGUGUGGGAUGGGCGGGUGCAGGGGGUGUGGGAUGGGCGGUGUUGCCAGGGGUGUGGGAUGGGCGGGUGCAGGGGGGUGUGGGAUGGGCGGGUGCAGGGGGUGUGGGAUGGGCGGGUGCAGGGGGUGUGGGAUGGGCGGGUGCAGGGGGUGUGGGAUGGGCGGGUGCAGGGGGUGUGGGAUGGGCGGGUGCAGGGGGUGUGGGAUGGGCGGGUGCAGGGGGUGUGGGAUGGGCGGGUGCAGGGGGUGUGGGAUGGGCGGGUGCAGGGGGUGUGGGAUGGGCGGUGCAGGGGGUGUGGGAUGGGCGGGUGCAGGGGGUGUGGGAUGGGCGGGUGCAGGGGGGUGGGAUGGGCGGGUGCAGGGGGUGUGGGAUGGGCGGGUGCAGGGGCGUGUGGGGAUGGGCGGGUGCAGGGGGUUGUGGGAUGGGCGGGUGCAGGGGGUGUUGGAUGGGCGGGUGCAGGGGGUUGUGGGAUGGGCGGGUGCAGGGGGUGUGGGAUGGGCGGGUGCAGGGGGUGUGGGAUGGGCGGGUGCAGGGGGUGUGGGAUGGGCGGGGUGCAGGGGUGUGGGAUGGGCGGGUGCAGGGCGGUGUGGGAUGGGAGGGGGCAGGGGGUGUGGGAUGGGGGGUGCAGGGGGUGUGGGAUGAGGCGGGUGCAGGGGUGUGGUAUGGGCGGGUGCAGGGGGUGUGGGAUGGGCGGGUGCAGGGGUGUGGGAUGGGCGGGUGCAGGGGGUGUAGGGAUGGGCGGGUGCAGGGGGUGUGGGAUGGGCGGGUGCAGGGGUGUGGGAUGGGCGGGUGCAAGGGGGUGUGGGAUGGGCGGGUGCAGGGGGUGUGGGAUGGGCGGGUGCAGGGGGUGUGGGAUGGGCGGGUGCAGGGGGUGUGGGAUGGGCGGGUGCAGGGGGUGUGGGAUGGGCGGGUGCAGGGGGUUGGGAUGGGCUGGGUGCAGGGGUGUGGGAUGGGCGGGUGCAGGGGGUGUGGGAGGGCGGGUGCAGGGGGUGUGGGAUGGGCGGGUGCAGGGGGGUGUGGGUAUGCGGCGGGUGCAGGGGGUGUGGGAUGGGCGGGUGCAGGGGUGUGGGCAUGGGCGGGUGCAGGGGGUGUGGGAUGGCGCGGUGCAGGGGGUGUGGGAUGGGCGGGUGCAGGGGGUGUGGGAUGGGCGGGUGCAGGGGGUGUGGGAUGGGCGGGUUGCAGGGGGUGUGGGAUGGGCGGGUGCAGGGGGUGUGGGAUGGGCGGGUGCAGGGGGUGUGGGAUGGGCGGGUGCAGGGGGUGUGGAUGGGCGGGUGCAGGGGGUGUGGGAUGGGCGGGGUGCAGGGGGUGUGGGAUGGGCGGGUGCAGGGGGUGUGGGAUGGGCGGGUGCAGGGGGUGUGGGAUGGGCGGGUGCAGGGGGUGUGGGAUGGGCGGGUGCAGGGGGUGUGGGAGGGCGGGUGCAGGGGGUGUGGGAUGGGCGGGUGCAGGGGUGUGGGAUGGGCGGGUGCAGGGGGUGUGGGAUGGGCGGGGUGCAGGGGGUGUGGGAUGGGCGGGUGCAGGGGGUGUGGGAUGGGCGGGGGGGGGGGUUGCAGGGGGUGUGGGAUGGGCGGGUGCAGGGGGUGUGGGAUGGCGGGUGCAGGGGGUGUGGGAUGGGCGGGUGCAGGGGGUGUGGGAUGGGCGGGUGCAGGGGGUGUGGGAUGGGCGGGUGCAGGGGGUGUGGGAUGGGCGGGUGCAGGGGGUGUGGGAUGGGCGGGUGCAGGGGGUGUGGGAUGGGCGGGUGCAGGGGGGUGUGGGAUGGGCGGGUGCAAGGGGGUGUGGGAUGGGCGGGUGCAGGGGGUGUGGGAUGGGCGGGUGCAGGGGUGUGGGAUGGGCGGGUGCAGGGGGUGUGGGAUGGGCGGGUGCAGGGGGUGUGGGAUGGGCGGGUGCAGGGGGUGUGGGAUGGGCGGGUGCAGGGGUGUGGGAUGGGCGGGUGCAGGGGGGUGUGGGAUGGGCGGGUGCAGGGGGUGUGGGAUGGGCGGGUGCAGGGGGUGUGGGAUGGGCGGGUGCAGGGGGUGUGGGAUGGGCGGAGGUGCAGGGGGUGUGGGAUGGGCGGGUGCAGGGGUGUGGGAUGGGCGGGUGCAGGGGGUGUGGGAUGGGCGGGGUGCAGGGGUGUGGGGAUGGGCGGAGGGAGGGGUGCAGGGGGUGUGGGAUGGGCGGGGUGCAGGGGGUGUGGGAUGGGCGGGUGCAGGGGGUGUGGGAUGGGCGGGUGCAGGGGUGUGGGAUGGGCGGGUGCAGGGGGUGUGGGAUGGCGGGUGCAGGGGGUGUGGGAUGGGCGGGUGCAGGGGGUGUGGGAUGGGCGGGUGCAGGGGUGUGGGAUGGGCGGGUGCAGGGGGUGUGGGAUGGGCGGGUGCAGGGGGUGUGGGAUGGGCGGGUGCAGGGGGUGUGGGAUGGCGCGGGGCCGGGGGGUGUGGAUGGGCGGGUGCAGGGGGUGUGGGAUGGGCGGAUGCCGGGGGUGUGGAUGGGCGGGUGCAGGGGUGUGGGAUGGGCGGGUGCAGGGGGUGUGGGAUGGGCGGGUGCAGGGGGUGUGGGUAUGGGUCCGGUAUGGGCGGUGCAGGGGGUGUGGGAUGGGCGGGUGCAGGGGGGUGGGAUAUGGGCGGGUGCAGGGGUGUGGGAUGGGCGGGUGCAGGGUGUGUGGGAUGGGCGGGAUGCAGGGGUGUGGGAUGGGCGGGUGCAGGGGGUGUGGGAUGGGCGGUGCAGGGGGUGUGGGAUGGGCGGGUGCAGGGGGUGUGGGAUGGGCGGGUGCAGGGGGUGUGGGAUGGGCGGGUGCAGGGGGGUGUGGGAUGGGCGGGUGCAGGGGGUGUGGGAUGGGCGGGUGCAGGGGGUGUGGGAUGGGCGGGGUGCAGGGGGUGUGUGGAUGGGGCGGGUGCAGGGGGUGUGGGAUGGGCGGGUGCAGGGGGGUGUGGAUGGGCGGGUGGCAGGGGGUGUGGGAUGGGCGGGUGCAGGGGGUGUGGGAUGGGCGGGUGCAGGGGGUGUGGGAUGGGCGGGUGCAGGGGGUGUGGGAUGGGCGGGUGCAGGGGGUGUGGGAUGGCGGGUGCAGGGGGUGUGGGAUGGGCGGGUGCAGGGGGUGUGGGAUGGGCGGGUGCAGGGGUGUGGGAUGGGCGGUGUGCAGGGGGUGUGGGAUGGGCGGGUGCAGGGGUGUGGGAUGGGCGGAGUGCAGGGGGUGUGGGAUGGGCGGGUGCAGGGGGUGUGGGAUGGGCGGGUGCAGGGGGUGUGGGAUGGGCGGGUGCAGGGGGUGUGGGAUGGGCGGGUGCAGGGGGUGUGGGAUGGGCGGGUGCAGGGGUGUGGGAUGGCGGUGCAGGGGUGUGGGAUGGGCGGGUGCAGGGGGUGUGGGAUGGGCGGGUGCAGGGGGUGUGGGAUGGGCGGGUUGCAGGGGUGUGGGAUGGGCGGGUGCAGGGGGUGUGGAUGGGCGGGUGCAGGGGGUGUGGGAUGGGCGGGUGCAGGGGGUGUGGGAUGGGCGGGUGCAGGGGGUGUGGGAUGGGCGGGUGCAGGGGGUGUGGGAUGGGCGGGUGCAGGGGGUGUGUGGGAUGGGCGGGUGGCAGGGGGUGGGAUGGGCGGGUGCAGGGGGUGUGGGAUGGGCGGGUGCAGGGGGUGUGGGAUGGGCGGGUGCAGGGGGUGUGGGAUGGGCGGGUGCAGGGGGUGUGGGAUGGGCGGGUGCAGGGGGUGUGGGAUGGGCGGGGUGCAGGGGGUGUGGGAUGGGCGGGCAGGGGUGUGGUGGGCGGGCAGGGGGUGUGGGCUGGCGGGUGCAGGGGGUGUGGGAUGGGCGGGUGCAGGGGUGUGGGCUGGGCGGGUGCAGGGGGUGUGGGAUGGGCGGGUGCAGGGGUGUGGGAUGGGCGGGUGCAGGGGGUGUGGGAUGGGCGGGUGCAGGGGGUGUGGGAAUGGGCGGGUGCAGGGGGUGUGGGAUGGGCGGGUGCAGGGUGGUGUGGGAUGGGCGGGUGCAGGGGGUGUGGGAUGGGGCGGGUGCAGGGGGUUGUGGGAUGGGCGGGUGCAGGGGGUGUGGGAUGGGCGGGUGCAGGGGGGUGUGGGAUGGGCGGGUGCAGGGGUGUGGGAUGGGCGGGUGCAGGGGGUGUGGGAUGGGCGGGUGCAGGGGGUGUGGGAAUGGGCGGGUGCAGGGGGUGUGGGAUGGGCGGGUGCAGGGGUGUGGGAUGGGCGGGUGGAGGGGGGUGUGGGAUGGGCGGGUGGCAGGGGGUGUGGGAUGGGCGGGUGCAGGGGGUGUGGGAUGGGCGGGUGCAGGGGGUGUGGGAUGGGCGGGUGCAGGGGGUGUGGGAUGGGCGAGGUGCAGGGGGUGUGGGAUGGGCGGGUGCAGGGGGUGUGGGAGGGGCGGGUGCAGGGGGUGUGGGAUGGGCGGGUGCAGGGGGUGUGGGAUGGGCGGGUGCAGGGGGUGUGGGAUGGGCGGGUGCAGGGGGUGUGGGAUGGGCGGGUGCAGGGGGUGUGGGAUGGGCGGGUGCAGGGGGUGUGGGAUGGGCGGGGUGUGGGGAGUGUGGGAUGGCGGGGUGUGGGAGUGUGGGAUGGGCGGGGUGUGGGGAGUGUGGGAUGGGCGGGGUGUGGGGAGUGUGGGAUGGGCGGGGUGUGGGGAGUGUGGGAUGGGCGGGGUGUGGGGAGUGUGGGAUGGGCGGGGUGUGGGGAGUGUGGGAUGGGCGGGGUGUGGGGAGUGUGGGAUGGGAGGGUGCAGGGGGUGUGGGAUGGGCGGGGUGUGGGGAGUGUGGGGAGUGUGGGGAGUGUGGGAUGGGCGGGGUGUGGGGAGUGUGGGAUGGGCGGGGUGUGGGGAGUGUGGGGAGUGUGGGGAGUGUGGGAUGGGCGGGGUGUGGGGAGUGUGGGGAGUGUGGGGAGUGUGGGGAGUGUGGGAUGGGCGGGGUGUGGGGAGUGUGGGGAGUGUGGGGAGUGUGGGAUGGGCGGGGUGUGGGGAGUGUGGGGAGUGUGGGAUGGGCGGGGUGUGGGGAGUGUGGGGAGUGUGGGGAGUGUGGGAUGGGCGGGGUGUGGGGAGUGUGGGGAGUGUGGGGAGUGUGGGAUGGGCGGGGUGUGGGGAGUGUGGGGAGUGUGGGGAGUGUGGGAUGGGCGGGGUGUGGGGAGUGUGGGAUGGGCGGGGAUGGGCGGGGUGUGGGGAGUGUGGGAUGGGCGGGGUGUGGGGAGUGUGGGAUGGGCGGGGUGUGGGGAGUGUGGGAUGGGCGGGGUGUGGGGAGUGUGGGAUGGGCGGGGUGUGGGGAGUGUGGGAUGGGCGGGGUGUGGGGAGUGUGGGAUGGGCGGGGUGUGGGGAGUGUGGGAUGGGCGGGGUGUGGGGAGUGUGGGAUGGGCGGGGUGUGGGAGUGUGGGAUGGGCGGGGUGUGGGGAGUGUGGGAUGGGCGGGGUGUGGGGAGUGUGGGAUGGGCGGGGUGUGGGGAGUGUGGGAUGGGAGGGUGCAGGGGGUGUGGGAUGGGCGGGGUGUGGGAGUGUGGGGAGUGUGGGGAGUGUGGGGAGUGUGGGAUGGGCGGGGUGUGGGGAGUGUGGGAUGGGCGGGGUGUGGGGAGUGUGGGGAGUGUGGGGAGUGUGGGAUGGGCGGGGUGUGGGGAGUGUGGGGAGUGUGGGGAGUGUGGGGAGUGUGGGAUGGCGGGGUCAGGGGGUGUGGGAUGGGCGGGUGCAGGGGUGUGGGAUGGGCGGGUGCAGGGGGUGUGGGAUGGGGGCGGGGGUGUGGGGAGUGUGGGAUGGGCGGGGGUGUGGGAGUGUGGGAUGGGCGGGGUGUGGGGAGUGUGGGAUGGGCGGGGUGUGGGGAGUGUGGGAUGGGAGGGUGCAGGGGGUGUGGGAUGGGCGGGGUGUGGGGAGUGUGGGGAGUGUGGGGAGUGUGGGGAGUGUGGGAUGGGCGGGGUGUGGGGAGUGUGGGGAGUGUGGGGAGUGUGGGAUGGGCGGGGUGUGGGGAGUGUGGGAGUGUGGGGAGUGUGGGAUGGGCGGGGUGUGGGGAGUGUGGGAUGGGCGGGGUGUGGGAGUGUGGGAUGGGCGGGGUGUGGGGAGUGUGGGAUGGGCGGGGUGUGGGGAGUGUGGGAUGGGCGGGGUGUGGGGAGUGUGGGAUGGGCGGGGUGUGGGGAGUGUGGGAUGGGCGGGGUGUGGGGAGUGUGGAUGGGAGGGUGCAGGGGGUGUGGGAUGGGCGGGGUGUGGGGAGUGUGGGGAGUGUGGGGAGUGUGGGGAGUGUGGGAUGGGGCGGGGUGUGGGGAGUGUGGGGAGUGUGGGGAGUGUGGGAUGGGCGGGGUGUGGGGAGUGUGGGGAGUGUGGGGAGUGUGGGAUGGGCGGGGUGUGGGGAGUGUGGGAUGGGCGGGGUGUGGGGAGUGUGGGAUGGGCGGGGUGUGGGGAGUGUGGGAUGGGCGGGGUGUGGGGAGUGUGGGAUGGGCGGGGUGUGGGGAGUGUGGGAUGGGCGGGGUGUGGGGAGUUGUGGAUGGGCGGGGUGUGGGGAGUGUGGGAUGGGCGGGGUGUGGGGAGUGUGGGAUGGGAGGGUGCAGGGGUGUGGGAUGGGCGGGGUGUGGGGAGUGUGGGAUGGGCGGGGUGUGGGGAGUGUGGAUGGGCGGGGUGUGGGGAGUGUGGGAUGGGCGGGGUGUGGGGAGUGUGGGAUGGGCGGGGUGUGGGGAGUGUGGGAUGGGCUGGGAUGGGGACGGGGUGUGGGGAGUGUGGGAUGGGCGGGGUGUGGGGAGUGUGGGAUGGGCGGGGUGUGGGGAGUGUGGGAUGGGCGGGGUGUGGGGGAGUGUGGGAUGGGCGGGGUGUGGGGAGUGGGGGAUGGGGUCGGGGUGUGGGGAGUGUGGGAUGGGGGGGGUGUGGGGAGUGUGGGAUGGGCGGGGUGUGGGGAGUGGGGAUGGGCGGGGUGUGGGGAGUGUGGGAUGGGCGGGGUGUGGGGAGUGUGGGAUGGGCGGGGUGUGGGGAGUGUGGGAUGGGCGGGGUGUGGGGAGUGUGGGAUGGGAGGGUGCAGGGGGUGUGGGAUGGGCGGGGUGUGGGGAGUGUGGGAUGGGCGGGGUGUGGGGGAGUGUGGGAUGGGCGGGGUGUGGGGAGUGUGGGAUGGGCGGGGUGUGGGGAGUGUGGGAUGGGCGGGGUGUGGGGAGUGUGGGAUGGGCGGGGUGUGGGGAGUGUGGGAUGGGCGGGGUGUGGGGAUUGUGGGAUGGGCGGGGUGUGGGGAGUGUGGGAUGGGCGGGGUGUGGGGAGUGUGGGAUGGGGCGGGGUGUGGGGAGUGUGGGAUGGGCGGGGUGUGGGGAGUGUGGGAUGGGCGGGGUGUGGGGAGUGUGGGAUGGGCGGGGUGUGGGGAGUGUGGGAUGGGCGGGGUGUGGGGAGUGUGGGAUGGGCGGGGUGUGGGGAGUGUGGGAUGGGCGGGGUGUGGGGAGUGUGGGAUGGGCGGGGUGUGGGGAGUGUGGGAUGGGCGGGGUGUGGGGAGUGUGGAUGGGCGGGGUGUGGGGAGUGUGGAUGGGCGGGGUGUGGGGAGUGUGGGAUGGGCGGGGUGUGGGAGUGUGGGAUGGGCGGGGUGUGGGGAGUGUGGGAUGGGCGGGGUGUGGGGGAGUGUGGGAUGGGCGGGGUGUGGGGAGUGUGGGAUGGGCGGGGUGUGGGGAGUGUGGGAUGGGCGGGGUGUGGGGAGUGUGGGAUGGGCGGGGUGUGGGGAGUGUGGGAUGGGCGGGGUGUGGGGAGUGUGGGAUGGGCGGGGUGUGGGGAGUGUGGGAUGGGCGGGGUGUGGGGGUGUGGGAUGGGCGGGGUGUGGGGAGUGUGGGAUGGGCGGGGUGUGGGGAGUGUGGGAUGGGCGGGGUGUGGGGAGUGUGGGAUGGGCGGGGUGUGGGGAGUGUGGGAUGGGCGGGGUGUGGGGAGUGUGGGAUGGGCGGGGUGUGGGGAGUGUGGGAUGGGCGGGGUGUGGGGAGUGUGGGAUGGGCGGGGUGUGGGGAGUGUGGGAUGGGCGGGGUGUGGGGAGUGUGGGAUGGGCGGGGUGUGGGUGGGAGUAGGUGGGAUGGGCGGGGUGUGGGGAGUGUGGGAUGGGAGGGUGCAGGGGGUGUGGAUGGGCGGGGUGUGGGGAGUGUGGGAUGGGCGGGGUGUGGGGAGUGUGGGAUGGGCGGGGUGUGGGGAGUGUGGGAUGGGCGGGGUGUGGGGAGUGUGGGAUGGGCGGGGUGUGGGGAGUGUGGGAUGGGCGGGGUGUGGGGAGUGUGGGAUGGGCGGGGUGUGGGGAGUGUGGGAUGGCGGGUGUGUGGGAGUGUGGGAUGGGCGGGGUGUGGGGAGUGUGGGAUGGGAGGGUGCAGGGGGUGUGGGAUGGGCGGGGUGUGGGGAGUGUGGGAUGGGCGGGGUGUGGGGAGUGUGGGAUGGGCGGGGUGUGGGGAGUGUGGGAUGGGCGGGGUGUGGGGAGUGUGGGAUGGGCGGGGUGUGGGGAGUGUGGGAUGGGCGGGGUGUGGGGGAGUGUGGGAUGGGCGGGGUGUGGGGAGUGUGGGAUGGGAGGGUGCAGGGGGUGUGGGAUGGGCGGGGUGUGGGGAGUGUGGGAUGGGCGGGGUGUGGGGAGUGUGGGAUGGGCGGGGUGUGGGGAGUGUGGGAUGGGCGGGGUGUGGGGAGUGUGGGAUGGGCGGGGUGUGGGGAGUGUGGGAUGGGCGGGGUGUGGGGAGUGUGGGAUGGGCGGGGUGUGGGGAGUGUGGGAUGGGCGGGGUGUGGGGAGUGUGGGAUGGGAGGGUGCAGGGGGUGUGGGAUGGGCGGGGUGUGGGGAGUGUGGGAUGGGCGGGGUGUGGGGAGUGUGGGAUGGGGGGGUGUGGGGAGUGUGGGAUGGGCGGGGUGUGGGGAGUGUGGGAUGGGCGGGGUGUGGGGAGUGUGGGAUGGGCGGGGUGUGGGGAGUGUGGGAUGGGCGGGGUGUGGGGAGUGUGGGAUGGGCGGGGUGUGGGGAGUGUGGGAUGGGAGGGUGCAGGGGGUGUGGGAUGGGCGGGGUGUGGGGAGUGUGGGAUGGGCGGGGUGUGGGGAGUGUGGGAUGGGCGGGGUGUGGGGAGUGUGGGAUGGGCGGGGUGUGGGGAGUGUGGGAUGGGCGGGGUGUGGGGAGUGUGGGAUGGGCGGGGUGUGGGGAGUGUGGGAUGGGCGGGGUGUGGGGAUUGUGGGAUGGGCGGGGUGUGGGGAGUGUGGGAUGGGCGGGGUGUGGGGAGUGUGGAUGGGCGGGGUGUGGGGAGUGUGGGAUGGGCGGGGUGUGGGGAGUGUGGGAUGGGCGGGGUGUGGGGAGUGUGGGAUGGGCGGGGUGUGGGGAGUGUGGGAUGGGCGGGGUGUGGGGAGUGUGGGAUGGGCGGGGUGUGGGGAGUGUGGGAUGGGCGGGGUGUGGGGAGUGUGGGAUGGGCGGGGUGUGGGGAGUGUGGGAUGGGCGGGGUGUGGGGAGUGUGGGAUGGGCGGGGUGUGGGGAGUGUGGGAUGGGCGGGGUGUGGGGAGUGUGGGAUGGGCGGGGUGUGGGGAGUGUGGGAUGGGCGGGGUGUGGGGAGUGUGGGAUGGGCGGGGUUGUGGGGAGUGUGGGAUGGGCGGGGUGUGGGGAGUGUGGGAUGGGCGGGGUGUGGGGAGUGUGGGAUGGGCGGGGUGUGGGGAGUGUGGGAUGGGCGGGGUGUGGGAGUGUGGGAUGGGCGGGGUGUGGGGAGUGUGGGAUGGGCGGGGUGUGGGGAGUGUGGGAUGGGCGGGGUGUGGGGAGUGUGGGAUGGGCGGGGUGUGGGGAGUGUGGGAUGGGCGGGGUGUGGGGAGUGUGGGAUGGGCGGGGUGUGGGGAGUGUGGGAUGGGCGGGGUGUGGGGAGUGUGGGAUGGGCGGGGUGUGGGGAGUGUGGGAUGGGCGGGGUGUGGGGAGUGUGGGAUGGGCGGGGUGUGGGGAGUGUGGGAUGGGCGGGGUGUGGGGAGUGUGGGAUGGGCGGGGUGUGGGGAGUGUGGGAUGGGCGGGGUGUGGGGAGUGUGGGAUGGGCGGGGUGUGGGGAGUGUGGGAUGGGCGGGGUGUGGGGAGUGGUGGGAUGGGCGGGGUGUGGGGAGUGUGGGAUGGGCGGGGUGUGGGAAGUGUGGGAUGGGCGGGGUGUGGGGAGUGUGGGAUGGGCGGGGUAGUGGGGAGUGUGGGAUGGGCGGGGUGUGGGGAGUGUGGGAUGGGCGGGGUGUGGGGAGUGUGGGAUGGGCGGGUGUGGGGAGUGUGGGAUGGCGGGUGUGGGGGAGUGUGGGAUGGGCGGGUUGUGGGGAGUGUGGGAUGGCGGGGUGUGGGGAGUGUGGGAUGGGCGGGGUGUGGGGAGUGUGGGAUGGGCGGGGUGUGGGGAGUGUGGGAUGGGCGGGGUGUGGGGAGUGUGGGAUGGGCGGGGUGUGGGGAGUGUGGGAUGGGCGGGGUGUGGGGAGUGUGGGAUGGGCGGGGUGUGGGGAGUGUGGGAUGGGCGGGGUGUGGGGAGUGUGGGAUGGGCGGGGUGUGGGGAGUGUGGGAUGGGCGGGGUGUGGGAGUGUGGGAUGGGCGGGGUGUGGGGAGUGUGGGAUGGGCGGGGUGUGGGGAGUGUGGGAUGGGCGGGGUUGUGGGGAGUGUGGGAUGGGCGGGGUGUGGGGAGUGUGGGAUGGGCGGGGUGUGGGGAGUGUGGGGAGUGUGGGGAGUGUGGGAUGGGCGGGGUGUGGGGAGUGUGGGAUGGGCGGGGUGUGGGGAGUGUGGGAUGGGCGGGGUGUGGGGAGUGUGGGAUGGGCGGGGUGUGGGGAGUGUGGGAUGGGCGGGGUGUGGGGAGUGUGGGAUGGGCGGGGUGUGGGGAGUGUGGGGAGUGUGGGGAGUGUGGGAUGGGCGAGGCCCUUCCUCUUCUCUUCCUCUCACUCACUUUCCUUCUAUUUUUCCAACCCCUCCCUUCCGUCCCCUGCAUACGCCAUUACCAUGCCGCCCAUCACUGUGUGGAUCACAGUGUUCCCAGUGCAACCUUCAUGCCUUCCAAACCCCCAUCCCUCGCCCUCGCUCGCUAUCCUUCCCAUCUACCCUCCCCUCCGUCCCCUGCAGUACGCCAUUUCCAUGCUCCCCAUCACAGUGUGGAUCACGUACGCCAUUGCCAUGCUCCCGAUCACAGUGUGGAUCACCGUCUUCCUCUCACGCCUCAACAUGGCCUUUCCCUCCCCCAUGCGUCCCCUUACCCUGCUAAUCCUGCCCUUCUUCCCCUGCAGUUCGCCAUUGCCAUGCUCCCCAUCACAGUAUGAGUCACAGCUAUUCUCUCCUUCCCUCUCACUCCUGUCCUCUCUGCCCUCACUCCUGUCGCCCAAUCACCAUUUCCACCCCUCCGUCCCCUGCACAAGGAACGGAACCACAAUGGAACACCACCACCAUCAGCAGCAGCAGCAGCAGCAGCAGCAGCAGCAGCAGCAGCAGCAGCAGCAGCAGCAGCAGCAGCAGCAGCAGCAGCAGCAGCAGCAGCAGCAGCAGCAGCAGCAGCAGCAGCAGCAGCAGCAGCAGCAGCAGCAGCAGCAGCAGCAGCAGCAUCCGUGGCAGCAGCAGCGGCGGCGACGGCAGCAGCAGCGGCGACGGCAGCAGCAGCGCAUCAGGCAGUGGCGGAGGGAAGAUUAA
Messenger RNA from Closterium sp. Naga37s-1, 15837 nucleotides. NCBI's taxonomy places the organism in Eukaryota, Viridiplantae, Streptophyta, Zygnematophyceae, Desmidiales, Closteriaceae. The record is from the annotation of a GenBank genome assembly.